AUACGCCGCCGGAGACAAUUUCCCUCAAAAUUAAUUUAAAAAAUUGUCAGAGACCCCAGAAAAUCAUCAUAAAGCUGAUUUAUAAUGGGAUUCUCCAAAGAUGAAAACAUAGUGGUGAGAUGGAUAAAGAUUGUCUUUUUCUUGCUUUCUAUGCUCAUUUCCCUCCUGAUUUUGUCCGCUCCGGUGGUUCUUGUCAUCGCCGACGCCCUCUUACCCUCGGCGCUGUUCUCCGCCUCGCUUUCUCCGGCGACCCCCCUCCCCUCUCUGUCUUCCCUUCUCCGAAGUUACGACUUCCGCUCUUCCCUCGUCGACAUUCCCGUCGUCUCCAUCCUCCGCUCCGCCGUCAUCUUGUUUGUUUACAGCUUGUGCGACGGUCCGAGGUUGUCGAGAGGCCCGUAUCUGGGGACCGCGACGGCGUGCUCUGUUUCCUCGCUGGUGUUCCUGUCGCUGAAGGCGCCGUAUGUGUUCGGCAGCGGCGGGAGAUGGAGUGCCGCCGUGAACGGCGGCGGCGGAGGGUACGGACGGGCGAUGGAGAUGGGUCUGUUUUUGUGCUCGUUUUCCUUAGCGGUGGCGCACGCGGCGGUGGCGUAUAGGAUCAGUUGCAGGGAGAGGAGAAAGCUUCUUGUUUACAAGAUCGACAUUGAAGCUGUUUCAGCUUGCCAAAAGGGAUUUUCAAGGUACCCAAAAGUGUUCCAAGAAAGAACAAAGAAGUAGCAAAAUAAAACUCCACUUCUGUUGGAGGGGCGUUGGAUCGAAUCCGCGCCGGUUUUUUCGUCACUCCAAUUUAAGGUUCAUAUCAAAGGGAGAUCAAAAGGCUAAAUUGGUACCAAAAAUGUAUUUUGUGUGGUACAUUUAUGUGUAAAUAGGAUGAGAUAAUAUCUCUCAGAGAGAUAUAGUGUGACAAAAUCAUGUGUGUGGAAAGUGAUGUGAGCUUGUGCAUCAAUUGUCUAUAUGUAUAUGAAGAAAGGUAUAUAGAUGUACAAGAAGAUGCAUCACUCAGCCAACCAUUUACCUUGCCAA
This is a messenger RNA of Cuscuta campestris, 1020 nucleotides long. The record is from the annotation of a GenBank genome assembly. Lineage: Eukaryota; Viridiplantae; Streptophyta; Magnoliopsida; Solanales; Convolvulaceae.